UUAUAUUGUUAAAACUGCCCUGGAUCUGAUGCCAUCCGAUAAUCACAAAAUUGUAAUCAGAGCUGAUAAAACACCUGCAGGUCAACAUACAAGACGUUUUAAUGCACCAACUAUUAAUGAAGUUGCUAUCGUUGUAGUUGGAGAAAACUUGGAAUCCCGUGAUAUUGUUUUACGUCGUCGGAAUGAUCAAUUACAACGUAUAAAGGAAACACACCGCUCAUAUGAUGCACUGCAAUAUCCCAUUAUAUUUUGGCAAGGUGAAGAUGGCUACGAUUUCUCAAUAAAAAUGAUAAAUCCCAUUGCAGGUUCUGAAACCAACAAAAAAGUCAGUUCAAUGAACUAUUAUUCAUACCGCCUAAUGAUUCGGGAAAAUGAAGAUAAUCACAUAUUGAAAUGUCGGCGAUUAUAUCACAAAUAUUGUUGUUGA
This is a messenger RNA of Aphis gossypii (cotton aphid), 427 nucleotides long. RefSeq lists its product as uncharacterized. The coding region runs from base 29 to 427 and encodes 132 amino acids. Lineage: Eukaryota; Metazoa; Arthropoda; Insecta; Hemiptera; Aphididae. The record is from RefSeq and is a predicted model, not a curated record. The transcript is spliced from 2 exons.